GGAUUGCCGAGGGCAAGAUCCGAAGCGACGAUGGCUGACGUGUACGGCACCUACGGCAUCUACGCGCUCUACGCGGGCGUCGCGCUCUUCCUCUACGUGCUGAGUUAUCUUAUUGUGACCAAGCUCGAGGUGCGCCCGACGCCCGCGAGCGAAGGGCUCGUCUUCAGCCAGCCCGACAAGCUCUCGCGCAUCAUGAGCAUCCUCUCGCUCUUCUUCGCGCUCCUCUGCAUCUUCACGCCGCCGGUUGACGUUUACGUGACGACAACGCGCCACCUGAACCAGGCCAAGGCCAUGGGCAUCGUCUACGACGUGCUCCUUGUGAUGCUCCUCAACUUCUCCCUCCUCUUCUCGCCGUUUGCCUUCUUCUACGCCAAGCAGAGCGAGAUCCAGCACAUUACGCGCGCGACGGCCUCACGCCGCGUUGUGGCGGCGUUGAAGCGCACCGCGUGCUUCCUCUGCUUCAUGCUCAUCCUCGUCACGAUCGUGCUUAUCGUCGUCUUGUGCGGGAAGCCUCGCGCCGACCUCGACUGGCUCAAGCCACUGCUGCAUUUGGACGACGACGCCACGCUCGUCUUCCGCGUCUUCCUCGGUCUUGUGCUGUGCAUUGGCUCGGUGCUCUGGAUUUGGCUCGCGGGCCGCGCGAUCGCCUCGAUUCCGGUUGACGGCCUCCUGCGACCGCGCCGCCACGACCGCGCCGCACUGAGCUACCUCAUGGAGGAGAUCGAGCUCGAGACGCACGCUGUGGAGCGGUCGCGCCAAACCGUUAUGCGCAAGUACACGUCGUCGGACAGCACCAUGUCGGCGUCGGACCGCGACCGCCUCGAAGAGCUCAAGAAGCGCGAUCAAGUGCUCUUGGACCGCCGACGUGUGUUUGCCAAGCAGCGUACGCAGUGGGUCUGCUGCACGUCCAUGGUGUGGCGCGUCCCGAUCGGCGCCCUUUUGAUGGUCAUCUCGCUUCUCAUCGUGUUUUCGCUGCUGCUGACGACGAUCGACAAGCUCAUGCACGGCCAGUACGACGCGGGCUUUGUACUCGAGACGCCGCAACUUCCGAACCCGAUCGACCUGGUGCUCGUACUGAGUUCCAAGGUGUUUCCGCUCGACUAUGCUCUCUUUGCGUGCUUCUUCUUUUACAUUUUCGUGUCGGCGUUCUUGUGGCUGAGUCGGCACGGGUUUAAGUUUCUCUGCUUCCGCAUGGACCGCCUCCAGCGCCGCAACACGGCGCCGUCGACGCUCAUCUUAGCCACGCUCGCCAUGAUCUACCUCUCGCUCAUGGGGCUCUUCUCGCUCCUCACGCUCGCGCCGCAGUACGCCACCUUUGGCCACCAAACGUUUACGAACGCGACGACGGGCGAGACGCACCCGUGCACGCUGCACGCGAGCUCGCUGCUGCCCGAGGCCUGCGCCACGACGCAGCUGGCGCGCAUCUUUGACGGCUUUGCUGGCGGCGUGCCCAUGGUCGGAGCUGCGUUUGUCUUCGCCCAAGGCGCCUUUGCGCUCCUCUUCUUUCCGUUUGUGAUCCAGGCAUACCUCCUCACGACCGAGCCAGAGGAUGCGAGCGACGACCCGAAGCGCGAGAGCCUCCUGAACCGCAACGAAGUGUACGUGUAA
This is a messenger RNA of Saprolegnia parasitica CBS 223.65, 1608 nucleotides long. RefSeq lists its product as hypothetical. Gene Ontology annotation, cellular component: vacuolar membrane. Gene Ontology annotation, biological process: protein localization to vacuole. Lineage: Eukaryota; Oomycota; Saprolegniomycetes; Saprolegniales; Saprolegniaceae. The transcript is spliced from 2 exons. Bases 31 to 1608 code for a protein of 525 amino acids. The record is from RefSeq and is a predicted model, not a curated record.